AGACACUUGAAGUGUAUUUCUCCAAGUGGAGAUACGACAAACCGUGUAACUGCUUUGGCAUGGUCACCAAACAACCAAAAGCUGGCUGUAGUAACAGCAGAUCGGGUGGUUCAUUUAUUUGACGAAACUGGAGAGAAAAAAGACCGUUUUUCCACCAAGCCUGCUGACCAAAAGACAGCUCGGUCUUACUAUAUAUGCGGACUAGCCUUUUCACCCGACUCAACCCGGCUUGCAAUUGCACAGUCUGAUUGUGCAGUUUUUGUCUACAAACUUGGGUUAGAUUGGGGCGAGAAAAAAUCAAUAUGUAACAAGUUUAUCCAAAGUGCGGAAAUCACAUGCCUAACUUGGCCAAAAGAACAACACAAUUCACUGGUUUUUGGUCUUGCAGAUGGAAAGGUUCGAAUAGGAAAUUUGAAAUCAAACAAAGCUGCAACUUUAUACCAAACCGAUUCACUUGUAGUAUCCGCAACAAGUUCUAUAGAUGGAAACUCUAUAAUGACUGGACACAUGGAUGGUUCAAUGUAUCGCUUUUACUUUGAUGAUGGGCUAUCUGGAGCCUCACAGGGGAAAUUUGCAACCCAUCACUGCUCUCCUAUGAUUUUAUUGUGGGGAGAAUCAAUUGUUGCUGUUGGUCCAGACAAUGUUGUUGUAUUUUACGAUAACGAAGGACGAAUUAUCCAGCAAAAUGAUUUUAGCAAAGAUGAUCAAGUCAAUGAAAUGACAGUAGCAGAAAUCAGCCCUUCUGGUCAAAGUAUUGCUAUUGGAAGUUUCAAUCGAUUUCAACUUUUCAAUUAUGUGACAGGAAAAGGUGGCUGGGAAGAAGCUCCUGCCAAAAUCAUUGAUAAUUUCUAUACAAUCACAGCCCUUGCAUGGAAGCCAGACGGAUCUAGGCUUGUUGCUGGAAACAUGUGUGGUGCUGUUGAACUAUUCGACUGUUGUCUGCGUCGCUCAAGAUACAAGGGAAAAUUUGAGUUCAAUUACGUCUCGCCAAGCCAAGUCAUUGUUAAACGACUAUCCACUGGCUCACGUAUUGUACUUAAAUCUCACUAUGGAUACGAAAUUCAAAAAGUAAACAUUUUUCAAGAUCAAUUCUUGAUUGCCACUACUCCCGAGACUCUCCUUAUGGGUGAUUUAGCAUCAUGUAAACUAAGCGAGAUUCCUUGGAUUGGAAGUGGAAACGAGCGUUUUUAUUUUGAAAGCCCACUAGCAUGCAUGGUAUUCAACAGUGGCGAGUUGUCCCUUGUAGAAUAUGGCGUGAAUGAAAUUCUUGGGUCCUGUCGUACAGAACACAUGAAUCCACACCUGCUAAGUGUUCAACUAAAUGAGCAUGGAAAUGAAAACGACAUUAAACGCGUGGCAUAUCUUGUGGAUCUGCAAACGAUUCAUGUUUUGGAUCUUUUAAGCAGCCUGAAUGUAGCGGUUAUAUCUCAUGAUACAAAAAUUGAUUGGCUUAAACUCUCAAUCAAUGCAAAAAAACUUUUAUUCAGAGAUGUACACUGUCAGCUUCACCUAUACGACAUUCGUACACAAGUUCGAACCACACUACUGUCUUUUUGCAGCUAUGUCCAAUGGGUUCCUGAUAGUGAAGUCGUUGUUGCACAAAGUAGAGCAAAUCUCUGUAUCUGGUAUUCCAUCGAUAGUCCAGAACGCGUGACCAUGUUUCCUAUCAAGGGUGAAGUAGAAGAUAUUGAGCGAGCAAAUGGAAAAACAGAAGUCAUUGUUGACGAAGGAGUGAAUACCGUUUCAUAUACACUUGACGAGGGACUAAUUGAAUUUGGUAGUGCAUUGGAGGAUCGUAGCUAUGAUAGAGCAAUUUCUUUGCUUGAGACUCUUGAAAUGACGCCUGAAACAGAGGCCAUGUGGAAAAGUCUAAGUAGUGUUGCUCUCGCAGACCAAAAAUUGGUUAUUGCUGAACGAUGCUUUGCUGCAUUGGGCGAUGUUUCAAAAGCACGCUAUUUGGCUACUGUAAAUGAGAUAUCCGACUCGAUGGGUUUUGAAAAGAUUGAUCAUGGUUACUAUGCGGUUUGUGCCAAACUGGCUAUUCUUGACAAGCAGUUUAAAAUGGCAGAAACUAUAUAUCUUGAACAGGGUCGUGUGGACGAAGCAAUGAACAUGUACCAAGAAAUACAUAAAUGGGACUUGUCCAUUCGUGUUGCAGAAGCAAAAUGUCAUCCUGAGCUUGAUACUCUCAAACGAAAUUAUUUCCAAUGGCUGAUUGAAUCGAAUCAAGAAGAAAAGGCUGGUGCUUUAAAAGAGGAAGAGGGUGAUUUCAUUUCUGCAAUCAAUCUGUUUCUCAAGGCAGGACUACCGGCACGAUCAGCUGCAGUUUUACUAAACAACAAUCUAACAUCGAAUUUUGAGCUGACAGAGCGAAUCUCUUCAUCUUUAUACAAGUCGGGAAUUUACGAAAAGGCGGGAGAAUUGUAUGAAAAACUUGGCAGCAACGAACGAGCUUUGGAUGCUUAUCGUCGAGGAAAAGCGUUUCGUGCUGCAAUUGAACUUUGCAGAGUGGUUUAUCCAAUGGAGGUUGUUAAACUAGAAGAGCAAUGGGGCGAUCAUUUGGUUUCAUUAAAGCAAAUGGACGGAGCCAUCAAUCAUUACAUUGAAGCAGGGAAUAGUUUUAAAGCGAUUGAAGCUGCAAUCACAGCAAAACAAUGGAAAAAGGCUGUUGCGAUUGUAGACUCACUCCAAUCAAUUGAUGUUGGAAAACCUUAUUUUUUGUCUUUGGCAAGACAUUUUUCCAGUGUUCAAGAGUAUUCGCUUGCUGAAAAGUAUUUUGUACAGGCUGGAUGCUCAAAAGAUGCCGUGGACAUGUACACCAAUGCAAACAUGUGGGAGCAAGCACAUGCACUUGCCACAUCGUACAUGUCUCCUGAAGAUGUUGCUAUUCUUUAUAUUUCUCAAGCCAAGGAAAUGGAAGCAAAAUUAAAAUUCCACGAAGCUGAAAAGCUAUAUCUUACCGUAGACGAACCUGACUUGGCAAUCAACAUGUACAAAAAUCACAAACAGUAUGAUCAAAUGAUUCGUCUUGUGACUGUUUAUCAUAAAGAUUUACUUUCAGAAACGCAUGUAUAUCUUGGAAAAACACUUGAAACGGAAGGAGCCUAUCGCCAAGCUGAGCACCAUUACAUUGAAGGAAAGGAAUGGAAGGCUGCAAUCAAUAUGUAUUGUGCAAACAACGCAUAUGAAGAUGCAUACAGGGUCGGAAAUACUUAUGGUGGUGCAAAUUCUGCCAAGCAAGUUGCCUAUCUAUGGGCACGCUCACUUGGCGGUGAAUCGGCAGUCAAAUUGCUACGAAAGUUUGGACUUUUGGAUGCAGCCAUUGAUUUUGCCACAGAAAACGGAGCAUUUGAUUUUGCAUUUGAACUGAGUCGGUUUGUUGAUAAACAUAAAUUGGCUGAUGUACACUACAAACAUGCAAUGUAUCUAGAGGACGAAGGCCGAUUCAAAGAUGCCGAGGCCGCUUUUAUUCUUGCAGGAAAACCACGCGAAGCCAUUCUCAUGCAUAUUCACAACGAAUGCUGGGAAGACGCUCUUUCGGUAGCAGAAAUGUAUGUGCCAGAAAGUGUUGCAGAAGUUUUGAUUGGGCAAGCAAAAGUAACAUUUGAGCGAGGAGAAAAUGCAAAAGCAGAAUCUUUGGUGCUUCGAGCGCAACGACCUGAGCUGGCCAUCAAGUUUUAUAAAGAUGCUAAUAAUUGGCUCGAAGCUAUACGCUUUGCAAAAGCCUAUCUGCCAAACAAGCUAGCAUUGGUGCAUGCAGAGUACGAUCAGUAUCUCACCGGACAGAGUGAAGGUGGCAAAGAUCAUAUUCUCAGUGCUGCAAAAAGCUUUGAGCAGCAAAAGGAGUUUUCCAAGGCAAUUGAUUUGUAUUUUAAGCUGUCAACCUCGCACACCAAUGAUUUGGAAUUUCUCGAGGAACGAUGGGGAUACGCAGUAAAUCUAGCGAUAAAAUUUGUGCCAGAUCGUGUGCAAGAUGUGGUAGUACAGGCAUGUUCCCAGCUUACCAAAAUCAAAAAGUUUGAAACUGCAAGAGAUUUAUAUUUGAGUAUCGAGCUUUACAAAGAAGCCAUAGACGUCUGCAUUACAGGAGAACUCUGGGAUAAAGCCAAGGAAAUACUAGCAUACGCACCAAAAUAUACAGACUAUUUUGAGGCUGCAUAUGUUGCUCAUCUAAAAACAGUCGGGAAUGCAGAUAAACUAAUUGAUGUCGAUGUCGAUGCUGGCUUGGAAAUAUAUGCUCAGCGAGGAGACUGGAAAAAAUGUCUUGAAAAAACAUUUAAUCAAAACAAGGAGGUAUUCAACAAGUACUUACUAGCCUACAUUACAAGUUUGCUUAGGGACAAUAAAAACGAGACUGCAGCAGCAUGCGUUAUUAAAUACGGGGUGCCGCAAAAUGUAGAAAAUUUCCAAGUAUACACUCAUCUCGCCCGUUCUUUGUUGAAGGAACAAACAACUACCGGCAUAGCGAUAUUGCGAGAUUUUCUAUUCAAACUGAUAUACGGCACAUUGUUUAAACCUCAACCUGCAAUUUCUGAACAAUUUGGCUCGUUGCUUUUGAUUAGUCAUUUUAUGGCGCUUAAAAACUAUUGCUUUAAAAGGCGUGAUUUGCACUAUUUUGCAGUCAAGCAAGCCAUUUCUUUACUUCGAUAUACAUGCGAUAUCCAAGUUGAUCAAGCAUUUCUUGAUGCAGGUCAAGCUGCCAAGGAUGCUGGUAGAAACAACAUGGCAUUUGUUUUUUGGAACAGGUUUUUGGAUUUAAGCGAGGCCAUUGAAGAAGGAAAUGUUUCCGCCAUGGAAAAUACAGAUUUUUUCAAUACAGAUGUUCCUUUUGAUAUCCAACUUCCAACUAAAAUGGUGGAUGAUGCAAAACGAGAGGAAGUUCGAGAUUGGGUGCUUCAGGUAUCCCUUGAUCAGAGUGUUAAUCAGGAGUUGGAUAAACGCGACUGUGACAAAUGUGGAACCUCGAUUUACGAGGCAUCACUCGAGUGCUACUCUUGCAAGUUCAAGUCUGAUGCUUGCAUCAUAACUGGCAAGUUAAAUCUAGUAAACUUUUGA
Batrachochytrium dendrobatidis JAM81 is the source of this 5055-nucleotide messenger RNA. RefSeq lists its product as uncharacterized. Gene Ontology annotation, molecular function: protein binding. The transcript is spliced from 20 exons. NCBI's taxonomy places the organism in Eukaryota, Fungi, Chytridiomycota, Chytridiomycetes, Rhizophydiales. The record is from RefSeq and is a predicted model, not a curated record. Gene Ontology annotation, biological process: intraciliary transport. The annotation marks the transcript as partial. Gene Ontology annotation, cellular component: axoneme; intraciliary transport particle B; ciliary basal body.